UACAUGUGUGCUGGAUGGUGGGGUAAGAGAGAGAGAGAGAGAGAGGAGAGAAACAUCAACGACGACGCCAGCUAACGUAACAUAACCUGUCGUUUGGAAAAUUCUCUGUUAAAAGUACCAAAAAUAAAAAAAUGUCGGCGUGGAGGCAAGCAGGUUUAAAUUACAUCAAUUACUCACAAAUUGCUGCCAGGCUCGUUAGGCAAGCUUUAAAAUCAGAUUUGAGAGUCGAGGCUGCCAAACGGGAUGAAGCAAAUGUUAGGGUUACUCAGUGGAAAGAUGGAAAGCCCAUCAUUGAUAAGCAAUGAACUAGGAUGUAUGUCAGAAAAUUAGAUGGGAGCAACAUCAACAAGUAGAGCCUGUCAAAAUAUCCUGAAAACUAUCAGUGUUUUUAUUCUUGAUUCCAUAUUUAUUUGUUGUCUUAAAAUACAGUAAGAAAUAUCACCGUUUGUACUUGUUUGGUUACUUUAAAAAAAAUCAAUCAUAUUUAUUUUGCAUUAUGAUUUUGAGCCUUACAAUACACUGUAAUGAAAAAUAAAUUUACAAUCAUCAAAAUAUUAAA
Messenger RNA from Copidosoma floridanum, 559 nucleotides. Its product is annotated as protein stunted. Gene Ontology annotation, molecular function: proton-transporting ATP synthase activity, rotational mechanism. Gene Ontology annotation, cellular component: mitochondrial inner membrane. Gene Ontology annotation, biological process: proton motive force-driven mitochondrial ATP synthesis. Lineage: Eukaryota; Metazoa; Arthropoda; Insecta; Hymenoptera; Encyrtidae. The record is from RefSeq and is a predicted model, not a curated record.